UCAUCACCGCGCGCCAGCAGCCGGAACAGAAGCGGGGAAGAUGGCGGACGUGGUGAAUGUUGGGGUAAACCUGGAUGCUUUUUCUCACGCGAUCAGCGGCAUCCAGGCGCUGCGCUCCAGCGUGAGCCGCGUGUUCGAUUUCCUGAAGGACGGCAUGAAGAACCGGGAGACCCUGGAGGGCCGCGAGAAGCAGUUUAUAUCCGAGUUCCAGGAAAACCUGCAGGCGGUCAACAGGGACCUCAAUGAGCUGGAGCGUCUCAGCGGUCUGGUCGGUCGUCCCUCAGAGUCCCACCCUCUCCAUAACAGCGGUCUGCUGAGUCUGGAUCCCGUCCAGGAUAAAACUCCUCUCUACUCUCAGCUGCUGCAGGCAUACAAGUGGUCCAACAAGUUGCAGUACCACGCUAGUUUGGCCUCCAGUUUGUUGAACCAGCAGUCACUGAAGCGAUCAGCCAACCAGAUGGGAGCUUCAGCCAAGAGACGACCCAAAGUCCAGCCUAGUACUCUGGUACUGCCUCCUCAGUAUGUGGAUGACGUCAUCUCUCGGAUCGGCAGGCUGUUUCCUGAUAUGACCAUCGAGCUGUUCAGACCCAACGGGACGUCAGCUGUGCUGCUGGUGACCCUGGGGAAGGUGUUGAAGGCCAUUGUCGUGAUGAGGUCACUGUUUAUCGAUAGAACUGUUGUUCGAGGAUUCAACGAGAACGUAUACAACGAGGAUGGAAAGCUGGACAUCUGGACCAAGUCUCAGUACCAGGUGUUCCAGAAGGUAACAGACCCCGCCACCACCGCCCUGCUGCACUACCAGCUGCCUCAAAUGCCUGAUGUCGUCGUGCGGUCUUUCAUGACCUGGCUGCGGAGCUACAUAAAGCUCUUCCAGUCUUCGUGUCAGCGUUGUGGCCGUUUCCUACAGGAUGGACUUCCUCCAACAUGGAGGGACUUUAGGACCCUGGAGGCUUUUCAUGACACCUGUCGCAUGUAAAAGGACACUUCCUGUUUAUCUGUAAAGAUUUGUAUAUUUUUUUCUGUUAUG
Archocentrus centrarchus (flier cichlid) is the source of this 1027-nucleotide messenger RNA. RefSeq names its product mediator complex subunit 27 (gene med27). The transcript has 8 exons. Gene Ontology annotation, molecular function: transcription coactivator activity. Lineage: Eukaryota; Metazoa; Chordata; Actinopteri; Cichliformes; Cichlidae. Gene Ontology annotation, biological process: regulation of transcription by RNA polymerase II. The record is from RefSeq and is a predicted model, not a curated record. Bases 41 to 976 code for a protein of 311 amino acids. Gene Ontology annotation, cellular component: mediator complex.